Messenger RNA from Helicoverpa zea (corn earworm), 846 nucleotides. Its product is annotated as RNA-binding protein cabeza-like. The coding region runs from base 1 to 846 and encodes 281 amino acids. The transcript has 2 exons. NCBI's taxonomy places the organism in Eukaryota, Metazoa, Arthropoda, Insecta, Lepidoptera, Noctuidae. The record is from RefSeq and is a predicted model, not a curated record.
AUGGGUUUUAAGAACCUUCUUGUGUUUAGCGCAAUUUUCCUGCUAUGGAAGAUCUGUAAGGUGCACGGCCAAGCGGCUCGCGUGGAGUACCUCAACCAGCCCUGCUCAUCAUGCCCUACUACCUCUACCAUCCAAGCCUGCCCGCAGCUCGUCGUGCCAGCCGUCAUCAAGCCCAUGGUCACACCAUGCGAGUCCUACAUCCAGGAGUCUGUUCCUUGCGUGCCAAGCUACAGCGGUUUCAAUAGCUUCAACAGCUACCCUAACUACGCUCCCAGCUACCCUGGACCUAUGCCCAUGCCCCCGAUUAUCAUUGAUGAUGGAGACGAUGAUGACAACUGGCACCACAUUCUUUAUUACCUCAUUUUUGCGAUGAGGAAUAGGAGAUGCUGUGGAGGAGGUUACGGAGGAUACGGAGGCUACGGUGGUGGCUGCGGAGGUGGUUGCGGAGGCGGGUGCGGAGGUGGUUGCGGCUACAAUGGCGGUUGCGGAGGAAAUUGCGGUGGCAACUGCGGCGGCGGAUGCGGCUACAAUGGCGGUUGCGGAGGCAAUUGUGGAGGCAAUUGCGGUGGUAACUGCGGUGGCAAUUGCGGCGGUGGAUGUGGAGGAAACUGCGGAUGCGGAUUUGGAUUUGGAAUUGGAAAUUGCAAUGGUUGUUCCUACAUUCCUUACCCAAUCCCUUACCCCCUAAGCGGUAACUAUCCAUACAGUUGCGGUUGCACUGGAGGCUGUACUGACAACUGCAAUUGCAACUGCGGCUGCGACGACGGCUACCAAACUUGUAACUGCAACGAUGGCGCAAUGACCCUCAUAAUUCGAACCAAUCAAGACAAUCAAUGUUGCUGUUAG